AUGGAGACGAGAUCUCUAGAUAUAACGGUGACAUCAGCAAAGGGGCUCAAGAACGUCUCGAAGAUGGGUGUUUUCGUGGCCGUCAAGUUAUCCGGCGACCCCAAAUGUUCCGAUCAACGUGAGCAGCGGACACAAGUGGCAAGAGACAGUGGAACAAGCCCCACGUGGGUCAAUGACGUCAUGAAAUUCACCAUCGACCAAGCCUUAGCUCAGGCGAACCGUCUUGUGAUCACUUUCAAGAUCAAAUGCGAGCAACGUGGAGGAGGAGAUAAAGACAUCGGCGAGAUCCACGUUCCGGUGAAGGAGCUUCUGGAUCAUCUCGGAAACGAUAAAGCCGGUCAAAGAUACGUCACGUAUAAUAUCAAGAAGCCUGACGGACAACCAAGAGGCGAUAUUAGUUUCACUUAUUCGUUCGCCGCUCCGGUGGUGGCUGUGACGACGGGUGGUGUCUGCCAAAGGUACUUAGCUCAGCAGCCAGUGCGUCCUGCAGCGACGUACCAGCCUGUUUCGAACAGACCCGUGUUGAGUAUGUUGCUUCCAAGCGUCGGAUCGUUUAGUUACAACCACGUUCCUUCUCACUCUCAGCCACCGAUUUAUCCUCCACCAGCUCAGCCGGAGAUUCUGCCGCCAACUUGCUUCUCCGGGUUGUAUCCGCCUCAUGGCUAUCCGAUGAGUUACAUGCCGGAAAGUCAACCUACAAUGUAUCCACCAAUGUUUCCUGGCUUAUCAUGUCCGCCUGAAGGCUAUCCUUCGGUGACUCCGCCGCAGACACAACCGGUACUAUAUCCACCGAUGAGUCCUUACAGAUUUUAA
This is a messenger RNA of Microthlaspi erraticum, 813 nucleotides long. NCBI's taxonomy places the organism in Eukaryota, Viridiplantae, Streptophyta, Magnoliopsida, Brassicales, Brassicaceae. The record is from the annotation of a GenBank genome assembly.